Messenger RNA from Paramacrobiotus metropolitanus, 1353 nucleotides. RefSeq lists its product as uncharacterized. The transcript has a single exon. The record is from RefSeq and is a predicted model, not a curated record. Lineage: Eukaryota; Metazoa; Tardigrada; Eutardigrada; Parachela; Macrobiotidae. Bases 127 to 1083 code for a protein of 318 amino acids.
GAAAAAUUCCCUAUUGUUCUUCGCAGCUGAAAGCUGCACAGGCAGUAGAGUAUUUAAAGGAAGAAGCUGUAUUAACAGCGAUAGAGUACAGUCAUGUAGAAGAAACCUGGUUGUAGAAGAGAUAAAAUGGAAUUUCCGUGCUUUUACACAUUUCUAUCUGCUGUGGCAGCAAUUUUAACGCUGACCACUGCACUUCUUCCGGACGAUUACGUCCAGAAAUCUGCUCAGGACAAGCAGAAUAUUCUGUGGACGCAGAUUGAAAGUUCCCCAUACAGUCCGGCGCCACUGCCGACAAACAAUCCCAGUUUUGCGGAUUCUAUACGUCUCUUCAACCAGAGCUACCUUCAAGUGGUGUUUUUUCACAGUUCCGAUGAAUUACCACCGGGUCGUAAGAAACUGGUUCACACCUACGGAAUGGUGGCCAAAGUGGAGUUGGUAAUCUUUCCUAAUUCAACUUACACGGGUUUAUUUCGCACGGGCGGAAUCGGCCUGAUACGCUUUUCUGUAGCCAAAUACGAUCCGCAGAAUAUCGUCCCCGCCAUUGCUGUGAAGAUUUUGGUUGAUGGCCAGAAAUCACAGAAUUUUUUCGCGUUGAAUAACACCGAUGGACAGGGAACAAACACCAAUUUUUUCACUCGUCCCAUAUCCAAUUUCAUCGACGAGCCGCUGACUAUAGAUCCAACGGCGCACGCUCUGCAGGCAGUAAUAAGCGCCGCCACGAAAAACCUGCCCGGCGGCCCGGAUGACCGGCCGGAAUCCGCCCUCAAUUUGCCGUUUUACGAAGCGGCUUCCGUUGACGCAAACGGAAUGAAUGUCUCGGAAGCUGUGCGAGCGCCGUACAGAAUUACCUAUCUGCCCAACGGCGAUUUGGGAUGGGACGCCAACAGUGCUCAGGAUGUGCGCAUGCAAUUAACCACAAUUCCCGAGAAUUCAGUACUGUUCACCCUGGCAGUCAGUCCCACCCAAAAUAGCGAUGCGACGGAAAUUAUCGGACAGUUGGUGUCGCGUAGUCCGGUUUUUGGAUCGCAUUAUGGCGACGAGAAUCUGUUUUUCCAACACCCUUCUAAACGUUGGAGGUCAUAGAUUAAUCAGAGGAUCUAGUCAUAAUUGAAGUUGUGAUUGCAUUAUUUAGUUUGUCUGCCCAUGGAAAAGCUCUACUAUCAUUUUCCAUUGGAUCAUAAUACAUGGCAAUGCAAUUCAGCUCUAUCGAAAUACAUAGUAUCGUAUAGUACGAAAUCAUAAUUCGUAUUGUGUGUGGUAAAAUAUGUACCUCCACAUAUGUAUAAUCUGGUUGUAUACAUAUUUUACUGUUGUUGUUGAGAGCUAUAAAGAGAAUUCUCGGUGUGAAUAAAA